AGAAUUCUUGACCUCUCGUGCGAGAAAGGUACAUGUAUCCUUUGAGUUUAGUCAUGGGUAUCCGGGAAUGAUUCGGAAGCCUACAAUAAGAUCCACACAAUCCCUCCACAAAACAACACCACAAGAGACAACGCACAACGCCACCGAAGAGCGAAGAGCAGAGUACGGUAGAGCAUCGAAUCGAAUCCUUCCAUCUAUUCUUAUACUACUAGUACUUUGCCAUGGCUGAGGUUGAUCUUGAGAGUCACGUGUUGGUGAACAAGGGUCUCUCUAUUGAGAUAAUGGAGGGAAUGGGUCGAGUGGCUGUGGCUACCAAACCCUUGGAUAACAGUUACUUGUACCAAGUCGUCCUCUGUGAAAGACCACUCUUGGUGUGGGAAGUUGGAGACAUGGAAGACUUUGUCCACCAAUUCCAGAGUGCCCCACAGGAAACCCAGGAUGCCAUUAUGGACAUGUUUCACCCUCCUCUGGAUUCAGAUUCCUCUCCUAUCAUUGCCAAGUUCAGAGACAUGGCUGGCCCACUGGCAGAAGCUACCGGUACUGACGUGACCUGGGCACACAAAAUCCUGGCCAUUUGUGCCACCAAUGCCCACAAAUUCUACAGUGGAAAGACCACAAGUCGAAAACCACACUCGGCCAUAUUUGCCUAUGCUUCCAAAAUCGCUCAUUCCUGUAUACCCAAUCUCGCCUACACAUCCGUUAAAAGCGAGGACGACAACAACCAGGGCGCACUGCAGUACAAAGUCAUUCGAAACAUUCCAAUGGGACAACCGGCGGCAUUCUCCUACAUUGGCGGUGGAAGAGUCCUCUACCAGACACCCACACACGAACGACGCGAAAAGCUCUGGCGCACUAAAUCAUUCGUUUGUCAAUGCAAGCGUUGCAGUGGACCCGACUACUGUCGCUCUGUACAAUGCAAUACAUGUACGCAAAAAAUGUUUGUCCCAUGCAUAUACAAUAAUGAAGAAAACGACUACCAACCGACCUGGACUUGUCGCCGAGAAGCCUGUGGGAUUCGCAAUAGUCAAGACAUUCAACUACAAGAGAAACUAUUCGAUGAUCGACUGCAAGCCCUAUUCCAACAACAUCAACAACAAACAGACAAUGAAACACAAACAGACGACAGUGCUAUUCAGGCACUCCAGGAUCUGAUUGAGGAAUCGAAAACUAGCCUCUCACCAGUUCAUCACAUUACCAUUCAAGCACUGGAGACGCUGGCGAAAUGGACUGCAGCCAAUGCAGCUGUCACUAAAGAAACCAUUGCCAAAGGGGGGUUAUUCAAAAUUGCAGCAGAAGCAUCCCUACAGGUGGUGCUCGGUUGCGAGUGCGUGGCGUCUGGUUGCCCUGGUUGUUUUGAUGCCGCCGUCUUGUUCUCAUCGUCAGCAGCCAAUGGCACCAGUACCGGUACAGGAGAUGUACUUGCACAACAUGACCCAAUCUACGAAAUGGGUGUCACGGCAUUCACGGCUAGUAAACUCUUGAUGCAUGUUCCAGAGGCAUCAAGGCCUCCCCAUGCCAUGUCCAUGAUCCAACGGUAUCUACCUAUCAUCGCGCAAUUGGCAGCCCCGUAGCUCAAAACUUGUGGGUUCCGGUACAUGAUAGCUGUGGGUUUCUUAAAAACGACCCCAUUUAUUCAACUUGUAAGCUGAGGUGAAUGUAGAUCAUUGUUACUGCACCAUGACAGGCUCCUCUUUGUCUUCAAACUCACGGCAA
Seminavis robusta is the source of this 1713-nucleotide messenger RNA. The record is from the annotation of a GenBank genome assembly. Lineage: Eukaryota; Bacillariophyta; Bacillariophyceae; Naviculales; Naviculaceae.